UAUUUCACAAUGCCUUCAGCAACCACCACGAAGACUGCCUCGGCUGGCACGAAAAGGAAGUCAGCUCCUGUCAAGAAUGUACACGUCAAAGAGAGCAAGAAGCCGAAAAUUGACGUUGCGGUCAGGCCCGCACUAAAGAAAGGAAAGCCAGCCCCUGUGAAGAAGAUCGAAGAUUCGAGUGACGACGACUCUGAUGAUUCGGACUCGGACGGAGGGGUUCCUCUUGGUUAUCAAUUCAAGAAGAGUGGUUCGGACCAGGAAGAAGGCGAGGACGAGGAAUCAAGUGACUUCGAGGAGCUUCCAAAGGCUGCUGACGGAUUGCACCCAGACAGAGCAAAAGCUGUGGUAACAAAUAGCCAAUCAUCUCGCGAGGCACAUGCAAAGCAAAAGGCCCUGGCGCAAGAACGAAAGGCAGCGAAACCAUUAGCUGACGAACUGGCCCGAACGAAGAAGAUUUGGGAACGUCUGCGUCGGAAAUCCCACGUUCCACUCGAAGAGCGAAAACAAUUGGUUGGCGAACUGUUCGAGAUCAUCACUGGUAAGAUCAAGGAUUAUGUUCUCAAGCACGACAGUGUUCGAGUUAUUCAGACCGCCAUCAAAUAUGCCAAUGCAGAGCAGAGGAAGUUAAUCGCGAAGGAACUCGCUGGAUCAUACCGCCAACUCGCAGAAAGCAGAUACGCCAAGUUCUUAAUCGGGAAGCUAUUGGUACAGAAUGACGACGAGAUCAGAGAUAUAAUCCUACCGGAGUUCUUUGGCCAUGUUCGCAGACUCAUCAAACACCCAGAGGCUUCCUGGAUUCUCGACGAUGUCUACCGAGGAGUGGCUACGCGACACCAAAAGGCGACCAUACUUCGAGAGUGGUAUGGCGCAGAGUUCGCAUUGUUCCAGAAAGACAAGUCCGAGAAGAUCACUGGAGACCUUGCUGACAUUCUCGCUGUGGAUGCCGGAAAGCGAGGUCCGAUUAUGCGAUCUCUCCAGGAACUCAUCAAUCAGCUCAUCCAGAAGAAGAUGACUGGCUUCACGCUCCUUCACGAUGCUAUGCUCCAGUACUUUCUCAACGCCAAACAAGGCACUGAAGAGGUUACUGAGUAUUUAGAGAUCAUCAAGGGUGAUGAGGAAGGUGAUUUACUCAAGAACUUAGCUUUUACAAGGUCUGGUUCGAGGGUGGUUUGCCUUGCUUUGGCUUACGGAACUGCCAAAGACCGAAAGCAAAUCCUUAAGACCUAUAAGGACACCUUACAGCUAAUGGCUGGCGAUCCAAAUGCUCAUAUUGUCAUCCUCACUGCCUUCGAGGUUAUCGACGAUACAGUGCUGACCGCGAAAUCCAUCUUCCCUGAAUUGCUCAGCAAGGAUAACGAUAAGCAAGUGGAAAACAUUGUAUUCUUUGCAAACGAUAUCAAUGCCCGUAUCACUUUGCUAUAUCUUUUCCAAGGACGAUCAAGAGCACUGUUCCCUGGAAGCCACUCAACCGAUCUCGAGAUCCUCGGGGAAGUUGACAAAGUCAGGUUCACGACUAGUAAGAAAGACCCCGAGAUCAGACGGAGCGAAUUGGUCAAGGCUCUGUCUCCAAUUCUUCUAAAGGCCAUCCCAGCCGCAGCAUCAGAACUAGCCUCGACGAGUUUCGGGCUUCAAUUCAUGACUGAAGUUCUUCUUGCUGCCGAAGGUGAUAAGACCGCGGCACUUGAGGCCAUAGCCAAGACCGCCGCUGGAGACCCAACAUACGUCCAACCCGGUGUUGCUGAGGGAGAACCUCAAAUCGAACCGCCGUCCCAUCUCGCCAGCACAUCUCACGGCGGUAAGAUGGUUAAAUCCCUCAUCGCAGGCGGCCGAUACGACGCCAAGACGAAGGCCGUCGUACCUGUGGAGCCUGCCCUCAAUUUCGCCGAUAUUCUGUACCCUAACAUUAAAGAUUAUAUCAUUGAGUGGGCUACAGGAUCAAGUUCUUUCGUUGUACUCGCUCUUCUCGAGUCACCUACCUUUUCACAGAAGGACGAGGUCUUGAAAGUUCUUAAGAAGAAUAAGACGAAACUGCAAAAGGCAGCGACGGAAGAGACCACGGAUCAGAAAGCGAGGAGGGAACUUGCGGCGAUUGAGAAGGAUUCAAAGGAUGUCAAAGGGAAGACCAAAAAGUCGAAACCAAUCAAGGAGAGGGAACUAGGGAAUAAGGGAUCAGCGCUUUUGUUGGCGAUGAUUUGAUGGGUGGUAGAUAGUUGUCAUGUUAGUCUCACACCCUGCCUAUCUGUCUAUCUGUAAUGAUACCCUUGGUCAUGACUUAUCUGAUCUGGUUGUUCUGUUUGUUUUUUUGUUUCAUUGUUAUCUCUGUUAAAUCCGCUUAUCCAGCUCCUUCUCACUACCAAAACUGUCCUGCCCAGUGGCAUAUCCUCUCCAACAACCACCCUGAGGAAGCUUUCGCUCUCAAUUCCUCCCUUCGACCACCAACGUGUACCAUUAUCUUACAAGUCCUCCGGGAUGCUAUUCCAUCCCGAGACGUCAGCUCUUCCCCUUUGUGUAUAUGCUUGAAACAAAUAUAUCUUACACAAAGACCGCCUCAGCAGGUAUUCAUAAAUGUUUUUCAUCUUCUCAACCAAGUUGGUGGUGGUGGCGGUGACGAUGACCCUCGUGCCCGUGUCAACAAGCUGGUGUAGGACGCCUUACUAUGUUCCGGGAUUCUGUUCUCCACCGGCAUCUCAAACAUAGGAAUGGUCUUGAAACCGAGAUCUCGAGACAAGGCGCGAGUGUGUUUCCUGUAGGACGGGCGAGGAGGGGUUGUGGGUGUGGUGUUGGUGUUGGUGUUGGUGAGCAUGUUGCCGGUUGGAAAGAGAACGUUUGUUAUUGGCUUAUUUCUUCAAGGUCGGUGUUGGCUGGUGUGUGCGGAAAGAGAUAUUGAGCAAGAGUUACAGGCAGGUUGUGAGACGAGAAAGAAUUGGGUGGUGAGUGAGUGAAUUGCUGGCCGGCAGGUAAUUAACGAGAGUAAGAUGGCAGAAGACCGACCAGCGGAAAGAAUGUAUUCAAAAAAGAACGAGAUCGACAAUUCCCAAAAAGUAGCGAGAAGUGGUAGAAGAAGGGAACAGAACAAGAUAAGUGGUUGGUGGACGCUGCUGUUUAUAUGACUUGUGUGAAGGAAUCUGAUAGACCCCUUGUUCUGCAUCGUUUGGGCCAAGGUUGUAAGCUCGUCCCGUCAGCUCAGCUAAUUAGGGUUGCACUAUUAAAUUUAAUGGGGGGGUCAUUAAAUUUAAUGC
Molecule: messenger RNA, 3239 nt
Organism: Cadophora gregata
Lineage: Eukaryota; Fungi; Ascomycota; Leotiomycetes; Helotiales; Ploettnerulaceae
Gene: PUF6
Product: pumilio domain member 6
Exons: 2
Coding region: 10-2196 (728 amino acids)
Biological process (GO): regulation of translation
Cellular component (GO): nucleolus
Molecular function (GO): mRNA binding
Source: RefSeq, a predicted model, not a curated record